This is a messenger RNA of Aptenodytes forsteri (emperor penguin), 1896 nucleotides long. It is a transcript of the gene LMLN, whose product is annotated as leishmanolysin like peptidase. The transcript is spliced from 17 exons. Gene Ontology annotation, molecular function: metalloendopeptidase activity. The record is from RefSeq and is a predicted model, not a curated record. Gene Ontology annotation, cellular component: membrane; cytoplasm. Bases 1 to 1896 code for a protein of 631 amino acids. Gene Ontology annotation, biological process: cell adhesion; proteolysis. Lineage: Eukaryota; Metazoa; Chordata; Aves; Sphenisciformes; Spheniscidae.
AUGCUCUUUCAAUACCCACAUUUCAAAUUCAGUUAUGCGGAGGUUGUCUAUCAAGUUCCUCUAAAGGAAAAUCAUGUCUUGAAGAGAAAUGUGGAUCAACAGCUAAGAAUUAAGAUUAUAUAUGACAGAAGUGUUGAGGAUUUGCUACCUGAGAAAAGACACCUUAUAAAGAACAAACUUUUUCCACAAGCUAUAUCUUAUUUGGAGAAGACAUUUCAAGUGUGCAAAUCCACAGGUACUAUAUUACUAAGCAGGCAGUGUGCGACAAACCAAUAUUUAAGGAGGAAAGCUGACCCUCACAGAUACUGCCGAGGAGCCUGCGCAGACCAUACAAGAUGUGGGCCAGUUAUAGUUCCUGAGAAACACCUCCAGCAAUGCAGGGUGUGCAAUGAGAAUGAAUGGCACUGCGGACCCACUGGCUUACCUGACCAAGAAGGGGUUCGAGAUGCUGACUUCGUACUUUAUGUUAGUGCUCUCACUACUGAAAGGUGUGGCCAUGAAAAUAUCAUUGCGUAUGCAGCCUACUGCCAACUGGAAGCUGAAAUGGACAGGCCAAUAGCAGGCUAUGCUAACUUGUGUCCAAAUAUGAUUUCAACGCAAGCUCAGGAAUUCGUUGGCAUGUUGUCUACAGUGAAACAUGAGAUUAUCCAUGCACUGGGUUUCUCUGCUGGACUGUUUGCAUUUUAUCGUGAUGAUGACGGAAAACCUUUGACAACAAGAUAUGCAGAUGGACUCCCUCCUUUUAAUGAAAGUCUAGGUUUGUAUCAGUGGAGCAAUAAAGUCGUUCAUAAAGCAGUGAGGUUAUGGGACAUACGCGGUGGCAAAAUGCUGCACCAUGCUGUUUAUCUUCUGAUAACACCUCGUGUAGUUGAAGAAGCUCGAAAACAUUUUAAUUGUCCAAUUCUAGAGGGAAUGGAGCUUGAAAAUCAAGGUGGCAUGGGUACUGAGCUCAAUCAUUGGGAGAAGAGAUUGUUGGAGAAUGAAGCAAUGACUGGAUCCCAUACACAGAAUCGAGUCUUUUCCAGGAUCACCCUAGCAUUAAUGGAAGACACAGGCUGGUAUAAAGCAAAUUACAGCAUGGCAGAGAAAUUAGAUUGGGGACGCAAUAAAGGCUGUGACUUUGUAAUGAAGAGCUGUAAAUUCUGGAUCGACCAAAAGAGACAAAAGAGGCAAUUAAUCAGUCCAUACUGCGACACUUUGAGGAGUAAUCCUUUGCAGUUAACCUGCAGACAGGACCAAAGAGCAGUAGCAGUCUGCAACUUGCAGAAGUUUCCAAAGCAGUUACCUCAGGAAUAUCAGUAUUUUGACAAUCUUAAUGGAGUACCAGCAGAAGAAUUGCCUUAUUAUGGUGGCUCAGUAGAAAUUGCUGACUAUUGUCCCUUUAGUCAAGAAUUCAGUUGGCAUUUAAGUGGUGAAUUUCAACGCAGCUCAGACUGUAGGAUAAUUGAAAACCAACCAGAUCCUACCAAAAACUAUGGCGCAGAGAAAUACGGACCAAACUCUGUAUGUCUUAUUCAGAAAUCUGCUUUUGUCAUGGAACAGUGCAGGAGGAAACUCAGUUACCCUGACUGGGGUAGUGGAUGUUACCAAGUUUCUUGUUCUCCACAAGGGCUGCAUGUUUGGGUCAAGGACACUGCGUACUUGUGCAGCCGCUCAGGUCAGGUAUUAACUGUGAGCAUUCAGAUGAAUGGCUGGAUACAUGUUGGGAAUCUGAUUUGCCCAGCCUGUUUGGACUUCUGUGAUUCCUGUCCCCCGGAGCGGGAUCCUCCAGCUUUUAACUUAACAAGAGCUGCACCAGUCGACUUAUGCUCCUGCUCGUCUAGCCUGGUUGUAACCCUUUGGCUGUUGAUGGCUAACUUAAUUCCCCUGCUAACAGGAUUAUUUCUCUGUGCAUAG